Molecule: messenger RNA, 2736 nt
Organism: Entrophospora sp. SA101
Lineage: Eukaryota; Fungi; Glomeromycota; Glomeromycetes; Entrophosporales; Entrophosporaceae
Source: the annotation of a GenBank genome assembly
AUGAGAGCAUUUGUUCAACCAGCUUUACAAUCAAACACAUUUAUUAAAUCACCAGAACCUUUACAAAUCACAGUCUGGAUAAUAUCCGAAGGUAUAUACACUUCACCAAAUCCAUUAAAAGUUAGACUAUGGACCAAUAUCAAAAAUUCAUUUGAAUCAAUUGGAUGGCUAGAGCUUGAAUUUAAAGAGAUUUUGACAAUUAGUGAUAAUGAAGAAGAUUUUAUGCCAAUAAUUGGAUGUCAUCAGGAUGAGGGUUAUCGAAUAUUUCAAUGUACUAUUGAUACUAAAAAUGUUCAGGAAGGAUGGUAUGAAUUUACUGUAAAAGUUCAGGCAUUAGUUGAUUAUCAUGAUCAUUAUUGGGAAAAAAGUCAAGGAAAUGAUGAUAGUGGAAUUAAGAAUAUUUUCAUCAAAGAUUUUGAUAAAGAUAAGGAUCAAGACAUUAGAUAUUUUAAUAGAUAUAAUAAAAGAAAUAUUGAAUGUUGGAUUAUAAAAAAAUUAGUUAAAUUUAAUAAUGAAAAUGGUGGCAAUGAAAAAUUAAUCAAUCUUGGUAAAAUUAAUAAUUUUUUAAGAUAUUUUGGGCUUGAAAGACUUGGGGUUCAUUGGCUUGUACCAACAAUUGGUUUAAAGAAAUUAGAUAAAAUCAAAUCUUCAAAUAAUUUACUUUAUUUGAUAGUUCAACAAUCUACGGGAAAUUACUUGGUAUUUAUUCCAAUCACAACUGAUGAUUAUACAACUAGUUUUACAUCAGAUGAUCAAGGUAAUUUAACUUUAAGAGUUUUGAGCACAACAACAACAAGUGAUCAACAAGAUUCGUUGGAUGUUAGUUUUGCUAUUGGACUUGGUCCAGAUAAUCCUUAUGAUAUUUCUCAAAUUUGUAUGAACAUUAUUAAAGAAGAAUUUUAUGAAAGAGUAUCACAUCAAGAUGUUUUGAGAGUUUUGGAAUCAUUGAAUUCUAAUGGAAUCAAAAUUGGAUAUUUAUUAUUAGAUGAUGGAUGGCAACAAACAAAUAAUGAAAAACAAUUAAAAGAUAUUGAGGCGGAUCAGUAUAAAUUUCCUCAAGGAUUAAAGGGUUUUAUUGAUGAAGCUAAAAGAAAGUUCCCAUACUUAAAAUAUUUUGGUGCUUGGCACACAUUAUGGGGAUAUUGGGACGGAAUAGAUCCGAAUUCAAGGAUUUCGUUAAAUUAUAAAACAAAAUUAAUCAAUCUAGAAGAUCAUGAUCGCAAAAUCAAUCUAAUAAAGCCUAAUUAUAUCAAUCAAUUUUAUAAUGACUUUUAUAACUAUCUUCAUGAACAAGGCAUAAAUAUUGUAAAGGUUGAUUCACAAUCAAGUUUUGAUUUAUUACUAUCAUCAACAACAACUACUUCAAAAAAUUAUGAAUAUUAUAAUUGGUGGAAAGAUUAUCAAUCAUCAUUAAGAUUAAAUACUUGUAAAUACUUCAAUAAUAGAUUGAUUUAUUGUAUGGCAAACAAUUCUGAUUCUUGGCAUAUAUAUACAAAUACAAUGAAUAACAUUUGGACAAGUCUGUUUGAUUGGAUUCCAGAUUGGGAUAUGUUUCAAUCUGCUAGUGUAUUAGGCUCGUAUCAUGCAGCAGCUAGGUCGAUUUCAAAUUGCCCAAUCUAUAUUACAGAUUAUCAAAAUUCUCAUGAUAUCUCUAUUUUAAAAAAAUGUAUUAUCAAAUCACCUUCCUUAUCAAUACGACCAUCGCCAUCUUCAUUUUCUUCUUCUACUACUUCAGUAACAGAAUCAAGAAAUUUACCAGAUAAAAUACUUAGAUCAAAAUUACCAGCCUUACCAUCACUUGUCAAUUUAUUCGUAAAUCCAAAAGAAAUUAAUAGAUUAUUAAGAAUCAUAAACUUUAAUGGCAAUAAUAUUGGUGUUGUAGGAUUUUGGAAUUGUAGAGAUGUUCGAGUGUUGGAUACAUUUUGUUUAAAUGAAAUAUUCACCAUUAAGAAUAACUUUCGUAAUAAUAGUGAUUAUAAUAACGUCAAGUGUUGUAAUAAUAUUAAUUGUAAUGGUUAUAAUUGUUGUAAUUGUUUAGAAUAUGCUUUAUAUUCUCAUAACAAUAACCAUUCAAUUAAAUCAUCAUCACCAAUUAGACUGUUAGACAAUUCAAAAUUUAAUAAACAAAUACCAAUCAUACUAAAUCCAAAAUCUUUUGACAUUUUAACAAUUUCACCAAUCAAAAAAAUAAAGUUACCAAUAACAUCAUCAUCACAAUUGACGGUCAGAAUGACAUCAUUUGGUUUAAUUGACAAAUAUAAUGGAUCAAAAGCGUUAAUUAAAUUAGAAAAUUCGUGCUUUAUAUCAUCAAAUUUGGAAAGUAAUCCGCUUUUGCCAAAUUAUAAUUUCAAAUACAAGAAUAAUGACGUCAGAGUGAUUUAUAAUUGUGAGUUGAUGUUUGGAAUCGGGAUUUGUGGAAUUUAUUUAAAUAUUAUUGAAGAAGAAAUUGGAACCGGCGUGGGUAGAAGUGGGAAGAAAGAAAUCGGUGCAAAGAUGAUUAAAGCACAUAUUGGAAAUCAAUUAAUUAAAAGUGAAAAUAUAAAUUAUGAUUUUGAACAAAAUUUGAUUUUAGUUAAUAUUUCAAAUGAUGAAUUAAAUAAAUUUUUAACUAAUAUUUACGGUAAUAAUUAUGAGGACAGUGAAGGUGAUGAUGAUGUCAAGGCAAAAAGUUGGAAUAGUAACAAUAUAAAGAAAGAUUUUAUUGAACUUUUUAUUGAAGUGUUAAUUCAAGAAUAA